Molecule: messenger RNA, 606 nt
Organism: Populus nigra (black poplar)
Lineage: Eukaryota; Viridiplantae; Streptophyta; Magnoliopsida; Malpighiales; Salicaceae
Product: glycolipid transfer protein 1-like
Exons: 6
Coding region: 1-606 (201 amino acids)
Biological process (GO): intermembrane lipid transfer; ceramide transport
Cellular component (GO): cytosol; cytoplasm; membrane
Molecular function (GO): ceramide 1-phosphate binding; ceramide 1-phosphate transfer activity
Source: RefSeq, a predicted model, not a curated record
AUGGAGGGAAAUGUGUUUGCUGAAGCUUUGGAAAAGAUGGACCAUGUUAAGUCUCCCGAGGGAGAAAUUCUUGCCAAGCCUUUCUUGGAUUUGUGCAAAACAGUAUUGCCUGUUUUAGACAACUUUGGACCAGCCAUGGGACCUGUAAAAUCUGACAUUGGUGGUAAUAUAUCGAGGCUGGAGACUAGGUAUUUGUCCAAUCAAUCAGAAUUCAAUUACUUGUACAGGAUAGUACAGUCAGAAAUUGAAUCGAAAAAGGUUAAAUCUUCAUCCAGUUGCACAAAUGCUUUACUUUGGCUGACAAGGGCCAUGGAUUUCUUGUCAGAACUGUUCCGCAACUUAAUGGUGCAUCCGGACUGGAGCAUGUCACAAGUUUGCACUGAUUCAUACGACAAGUCCCUGAAAAAAUGGCAUGGCUGGCUGGCUAGUUCAAGUUUUAGCGUUGCCUUGAAGUUGGCUCCGGAUAGGAAGAAGUUUAUGAGUGUAGUGGGUGUCAAAGGAGAUGACGUUUCUGACAUGGAAGAUUUCUGUGGAAGGUUCUCACCUUUAUUGGAAGAGAAUCACAAGUUCCUCGCUAGUGUUGGAAUGGACAAUUUGAAAGCUUGA